Messenger RNA from Musa acuminata subsp. malaccensis (wild Malaysian banana), 833 nucleotides. Its product is annotated as FCS-Like Zinc finger 5. Lineage: Eukaryota; Viridiplantae; Streptophyta; Magnoliopsida; Zingiberales; Musaceae. The record is from RefSeq and is a predicted model, not a curated record.
CCUUUUGUCUCUCGAGUUGCGGCACCGCCUACCGCUCUUCCGUCACCGCUCUGCGAGGGGGAGGACGAGAUGGCCGAGGGGACGGGAGAGGGAGUGGCGGCGGCGAUCCUCCUCGGGAAGCGGACGAGGCAGCCGAUGCGGCGAACGACGAGUAUGACGGAGUUCUCCUUGGAGGAUGUGGCGGCCGCCGCCGAAGGGAGAGAGGGGAUCCGCCGCCACCACAAAUGCCAGCACCGGGAGAGGCGGAGGGGGCCGGAAGAUGAGGGGCCACCGAGGAUCGUCCAGCGGUGGAGCUUCGGUGACUUGGGGACGAUGGAGACGACGACCAAGUUUCUGAUGGCCUGUGGCUUCUGUAAUCGCCGCCUCGGCCCUGGCUUCGACACCUUCAUCUAUCGGGGUGAAAUUGCUUUUUGUAGCCUUGAGUGCAGACAGAAUAAGAUCAACCAAGAUGAAAUUAGAGAUAAGCACCUGAGAUCCAAGAAAACCAAUGCUGCUUCAACUGCAGUUUCAGAAACCUCUGGCGAUGGUCAAAGGGCUGUUGCUGCAUAAGCUGAGCUUGAGUCUACUUGGCCAGUGUUAAACUUCAGUGGAUAUUACUUCAAUAUAAGUCUCCAGCUGCCUCAAAGAAACAUAUAUUUAGUUUGAUUCUUCUGUUUCUUCGCCAUCCAUCUCUUGAGUACUUAUCGUGCAAGGGAAUCAAGUAUCGUUUCUCAUUCCAUAAAUUUCAAAUAUGUAAAGAACAUGAACAUCUCUUGCUGGGGAUCCUUGUUGCUGCUUUGGUUUCAAAGUAGAAAUCCAAAGAAUAAAGGGAAACUAUAUAUUUUUUUUCGGCU